CCUCCGACGCAGCCCUGCCUAUUCUUUUUCUUGACGUUCUUCCCUCUUGCUCUUGUCAUACAGUUUGGGGAUGCCGUUUUCUCUAGUCAACUGUUACAACUGAUAGUAUUAAAGGAUAUCUGCGAGAGUCAAAGAUACAUACUUUUUCGAACGUUGAGUAUUAUUCGACGGCUACUUUUUCGGAAGUGGUCAAUCGCGAACAGAAAGAGAAAUGGGGUAACUGUACAUUCGCCGAUGCUCUAUCCGCAAUUGUCAUGUCGUUGUAUUGUUUCUUUUGACGGUUAAUUCUUAAUUAAUCAACUAUGAAAUGUGGGUUGACAAUUAGGCUUAAGUCGUUCAGUGUUUUGCCUUGGGAGUGGUUGGUUUUGCGGGCAUCAUUUGCCCCCCCCAAAAAAAUACAUAGUUUUCAACGACAGACAUCCACCCAUGGUCGUGGUACGCGCAGACUACCUGACCUAUGUUUUUUGUUUUAACAACUGUUUUUUAUCGGAUCUAACAAGCUGCUCUGUUCCGGACAUACACUUACAGUCAUCACUGGACAACACAGAAUUGCUUUCUAAAAAUAUUUUUAGUAUAGUAAUGGUGCGAUAGUGAGAAGAAACCUAUUUUGGGUUAAUUUUAUUCCCAAAAUGAGGCACAGCAUUGAUGUCUUUCUUCACAUGAAGAAUCAGCCAAACAUGAAGUGGAUAGCAUAGUAGGCUAUUCAGACAGUUUUCUAGACAACUGUCUGUGUACUGUCGUAUCGGUGCUGCCUUGUUACAAUGAAAAUUAGUAUUGUUUGAGAAUACAAUUUUGUCUCACUGCUCUCAAACCUGGGGUUGCCGGUAGGAUAGGCAUCUAUUGCCUUGGAACACUGACUAGGCGGUGGAGCGGCCAAUGUCGACUGUUAUCUUCGGUAGAAUAUAAUCCUGAAUAUACCCACAUACAUACAAACCAAGUAGGCCUUUAGCCUAAUAGAAAGGAUACCUCAGGGACAAUGUCUUCUCGUGCAGCACUACCUGGGAACGAGCGGAAAUCGGACCUCCAUACCUCUCUCUCGACGAGCCGCUCGGAGAAGAGCACCGGUUGGUCGAGCAGAUCACUCGGAGCACGAUGCCGGAACUCUAUCACCUUGUGUUCGGAUGAGCAGCCGCAUAUCGGCAACUACCGUCUGCUCAAGACCAUCGGCAAGGGCAACUUCGCCAAGGUCAAGCUGGCCAGGCACAUCUUGACGAGCAAAGAGGUUGCAAUAAAGAUCAUUGACAAAAACCAGCUCAACCCGACCAGCCUACAGAAGCUCUUCAGAGAGGUACGGAUCAUGAAAGGCCUCAACCACCCAAAUAUCGUGCAGCUGUUUGAGGUGAUCGAGACGGAGAAUACGCUCUAUCUGAUAAUGGAGUACGCUAGUGGGGGUGAAGUGUUUGACUACCUCGUGUCCCAUGGGAGAAUGAAAGAGAAAGAGGCGCGGGCCAAAUUCCGUCAGAUUGUGUCUGCUGUCCACUACUGUCACCUGAAGAACAUUGUUCACAGGGACCUUAAAGCUGAGAACCUCUUGCUGGAUGCCGACUCCAACAUCAAGAUCGCAGACUUUGGCUUCAGUAACGAGUUCACCAUGGGCAACAAGCUGGACACGUUCUGUGGCUCCCCUCCCUAUGCCGCUCCGGAGCUGUUCCAGGGGAAGAAGUACGACGGGCCUGAGGUGGACAUCUGGAGCCUGGGGGUCAUCCUCUACACGCUGGUCAGCGGAUCACUGCCCUUCGACGGGCAGAACCUCAAGGAGCUGCGGGAGCGUGUUCUUCGGGGGAAGUACCGUGUGCCCUUCUACAUGUCCACCGACUGCGAGGGCAUCCUGCGCAGGUUCCUGGUGCUCAACCCCACCAAACGCUGCACCCUGGAGCAAAUCAUGAACGACAAGUGGAUUAACUCUGGCUACGACGGAGAAGAACUGAAGCCUCAUUUAGAGCCUGUGGAGGACCACAAUGAUGCCAGCCGCAUCGAGGUGAUGGUGGGGAUGGGUUACACCCGUGACGACAUCAAAGACGCUCUGACCACUCGGAAGUACAACGAGGUCACCGCCACUUACCUGUUACUGGGACGCAUGAAUGAGGUGGAGGGCAGUGAGUCUCGGUCAACAAGCAGUCUGAGCCUGGCGCGUGUACGGCCCAGCACCGUCACCAACGGCACCAGUAAACUCUCCACCUCCUCCACCACCUCCGCCUCGGCCUCCUCCUCCCACAGCAAGACCACCCAGCGCAGUGCCUCCACCUACCACCCCCGCAGGAGGCACAGCGACUUCUGCGGUCCAGCAGCGCCCCCGUCCCACCCCAAGCGUAGCCCCAGCAAUGUGGCGGGGGCAGACAGGGAUCUGAAGGAGGAGGGGGGGCGCAUGGCGUCCCGGAAGGUCAGCAGCAGCAUGGUGGGCAGCCGCUCCAUCCAGCCCCCCUCCAGCCCCAUGGUCAGCAGCGCCAACAACCCCAACAAGUCAGAGAUCCCUGACCGCCGCAAGGAGAUUAACACCGCCACGAACAACGUCCCAGCAAGUGCCAUGAUCCGACGGAACACGUAUGUGUGCACCACGGACCGGAACAGCACAGACAGGCCCUCCCUACUACAGAACGGAAAGGAGAACAGCUCCAUGUCCCACCGGCUGCCCCCGGCCUCGCCCUCCACCCACAGCAUCGCUGGGGCCUCGGGGACCUCCUCUUCCUCAGGCUCCCGCCUCACCCGGGGCUCCAGCAUUCGCAGCACCUUCCACGGUGGCCAGCUGAGGGACCGGCGGCCUCCCUCCCACGCCCCCCCCACCUCCCCUACCCUGUCCCACGAUGCCAGCCCUUUGCCCCACGCACGUACCCGCGCCACCUCCAACCUGUUCAGCAAGCUCACCUCCAAGCUGACACGCAGGGUCAAUCUUGACCCCUCUAAGCGUCCCAACUCAAACAAGUCCGUCUCGGGCUGCACUCUUCCGCAGGGAUCAAAAACAGUUAGGUCACAGACGAACCUGAGAGAGUCUGCAGAUCUCCGGUCACAAGCCUCGGCUGCACAGUCUCUGGUCAAACAGUCUCUGGUUAAAACCAGCAGUCGCCAUCUACCUGGGCAUCAAAAAGCGGCAGAGCCCCGGACCCCCCGAUGCGGCUGGGAUGUGAGGGUGCGGAGCCCGCGGGACCCGGCGGAGGUGGUGCUGGCGCUGCGCGAGGCGGCCCAGGGCUGCGGCUGCCAGGUCCACCUGGCUGGGCCCUUCCUGCUCUCCUGCACCCACGGGGCGGCUGGCUCACGCGUGGCCUUCGAGGCUGAGGUGUGCCAGCUGCCCGCCGGCCCCGCUGAGACCAGCGGCGUGCGCUUCAAACGCCUGUGGGGGGCGCCGCUCUCCUUCCGGGACAUCGCAACAAAAGUGUCCAAGGAGCUGGAGCUCUGAGGGCAACAGGGGGUGGGGCAGAGAGCAUCUACACUGGACAGACUGACCGAGGGGGCAGGAGAAGGAGACAGGCAGAACCCGCUACCCCCACUGCCAACCUCACCUCACCCCUGCCAAAGACCCGCUUCUGGUGCCACACGGACACGCAGGCGCACAGGCACGGAUGGCCCGGGCCCGCCACUCACAGACCUAUGACCUAUGAACCCUGCUGAGGCACCUCAAUAUUAUGUGAAUCUAUGGAGUCGAGCAGUUAUUUUUUAAUUCCAUAUUUGCAGAUGAAGAUAUUUUUCGUCAACGUCGUUAUGAUUAUAUUAGUUGUCAUUCCUUUUUAACAGCUGCUAUUUAAAAGGUUUUUCAUUUUGUUUUUCUUUUUUUCCCUUCAAUGAGCAAUUGACGCAGACUGAAUGCAUAUUUAAGAAACAAGGGGCCAGCCCUUUCCUAGACAGAACUAUAGAGCAGGGGUGUCAAACUCAUUUUGCCCUGGAUGCCGCAUUCGUUCUUCAACAAGGUCCGGAGGGCAACACUGAAAUUGUGUUAUAUUUCCUCGGGGGCCAAAAUUUGCCAAAAAUGGUCUAUCCACUCAAUCCAUCAUUUUUUUGAAUUUUUUUAUGCUCCCUGACUGUCUAGCUUUCAUUUCAGUGAUUAUGAACGAGCUGGACACAGUCA
Molecule: messenger RNA, 4057 nt
Organism: Coregonus clupeaformis (lake whitefish)
Lineage: Eukaryota; Metazoa; Chordata; Actinopteri; Salmoniformes; Salmonidae
Product: MAP/microtubule affinity-regulating kinase 4
Exons: 19
Coding region: 977-3391 (804 amino acids)
Biological process (GO): intracellular signal transduction; microtubule cytoskeleton organization; protein phosphorylation
Cellular component (GO): cytoplasm
Molecular function (GO): protein serine/threonine kinase activity; tau-protein kinase activity; protein binding
Source: RefSeq, a predicted model, not a curated record